GAGCAGAGUGAACGAUAGAGCCUGGGUGUCAGGUUGUCAACCGACUACUUUAAAUGACCAUGGCUGACGAGGGCGUUUCGCUGGGCCCUGAAGAUCGUAGACCCCCGACGGAAGACAGCCCCAGUGUUCAAGAUUUGGAGCAGCUCCUGAAUACUGGCAGGUCCUCCUGUCACCACACUGAUGAAGUCUGGCCUAAUCUUUUCUUAGGAGAUCACGUAGCAGCGCAUAGCAGAUUCGACUUAUGGAAAAUGGGGAUUAGCCACAUUUUAAAUGCAGCCCACGGCACUCUCUAUUGCCAAGAGUCGCAUGAUUUUUAUGGUGCAACGAUUGAAUACCGUGGUGUACCAGCUCACGAUCUUCCCAGUUUUGAUAUAAGCCCAUAUUUUUAUUCUUCUGCGGAAUUUAUACACAAGGCUUUGACUACACCCGGAGGCAAAAUCUUUGUCCACUGCGCUUUUGGGAUAAGCAGAUCCUCCUCUUUGGUGCUGGCGUACCUCAUGAUCUAUCAUCAUUUCUCGCUGGUGAAAGCAAUACAGACAGUAAAAGAGCAUCGGUGGAUCUUCCCUAAUCGAGGUUUCCUGAAACAAUUAAGAAAUCUGGACCUCCAGCUAAGAAAAAAUGAACAAAGAAAGAAAUGGAAUGUACAUUUUUAAAAGAAGGAACAUAUCUUGCAGAUGUUCUGUCAGUUGGCACAAUAUGUACCAAAAUUAUUCUUUUAGCUGACUUGCAGAUAUUGCUUCUUGUCAGGUAAAGUUUGCAAUGUCUGCAGAAUGUUGUAUUUAUU
Messenger RNA from Protobothrops mucrosquamatus (brown spotted pit viper), 784 nucleotides. RefSeq names its product dual specificity protein phosphatase 13-like. Bases 54 to 653 code for a protein of 199 amino acids. Gene Ontology annotation, cellular component: cytoplasm. The transcript has 3 exons. The record is from RefSeq and is a predicted model, not a curated record. Gene Ontology annotation, molecular function: protein tyrosine/serine/threonine phosphatase activity; MAP kinase phosphatase activity. NCBI's taxonomy places the organism in Eukaryota, Metazoa, Chordata, Lepidosauria, Squamata, Viperidae. Gene Ontology annotation, biological process: negative regulation of MAPK cascade; protein dephosphorylation.